GUGUGUCUCACCGGGUGGAUGUAGUAGCGCUGCAGUAAAUCUCUCAGAGACCAGAGGUUUAGUCUUUAUUUUAUAUUUGACUGUAUUUAAAGCUAAUGGUGCGGAGCGUGUGUCUGCAGGUUAGAUUAGCUUAGGUGUGCUACAUGGCUAACGUGCAGCCUGAAGCGGACGUGGUGGAGUAAAUCCUUUAACUCUUAACUUAGCGGGUCAGUUUUUAAAACGCUGAACUAAAGUUGAAAACCGAUCGUGUUAACUUGUGAAGUGAUUCUAGCUGUAGUCAUUGUAAAGGACAUGAGCCGCUGCAGCACGCUGGUUUCCCAUGGAGACGGGAGACGCCUAAUCGGAUUUAGCUAGCGUUAGCCGGGCUAGCUAGCUCCUCUCACGUUUACCAGCUGGGAUUGAACAUGGCUGCAAAGCAGAGGGACAGGCCAUCCAAAAGUUUAUUCGAAGAUGAUGAUCUACUCGACAGCUUAUUUGAUGACAAAAAACCCUCUGUAAGGGGGAGAGCAGCUCGCGGUGGACCCUUGACUCGCUCCUCUGCCAGUGAUAACAUCUUCAGUAUGCUGGCGGAGGAGGUAAAGAAGGACGGUGGUGGAGACACUGAGGACCUGGAUGAUAUGGAUGCUGAACUUUUUGCAUCAAUAAAAAAGCCAAGUUCAGCUCCUGCACAAACAAAGACGUUGGGUAAGGAGGUGCCAAAGAAAGACUCCACUGCAUUAGAAAAUAAUGCAAACUCUGAGGGAGGAGAUGAACCCGGCACAGGAGGGAAGAAGCCAAACUCUGCACCUGCCUCAUCGGCUCGAAACUACAGGAAGUUCAGCUUCUCUGACUGUGGCGAUGAUGAAGGUCUUGGUCAGACUCCAUACAAUGACGAUCUAGAUGACCCCCUGGCCGACCUGCUCGAUGAUCUGCUUCCAGAUGAAACCAAGCCCGUAACUAAAGCCAGCGUGCAGCCACCCAAACCUGAGCAGUUAUUGCAAUCUCCUUCAGCAUCUCCCAUCUUUAAGAAUAGAACAUCUAAAGCAGCGAAGGCAUCAGCUGAUAUCACAUUAGAUGAUGAUAAGGACGACCUGAUGGAUGCACUUGGGUUUGACAGCGAUAAAAACAAUCCCAGGAAAAAAGAGACAUCGCUUUGGCCCAACAAGAAAAGGAGUGAGCCCCCUCAGAGAGCUCGCACUCGACUGGAUGAGAUUCUGGAGGGUUUGCCUUCACCUAGUCUUCUGGAGCGACCGCUCACAGGUGAGAGGAAGGAGCAGCCUCUGUCUCGAGAGAGGCAGCAGCAGGGGAAGACCACCGGUGUCGAAGAACAGCGUUUAGAAGAGGAUCUCACAUUUGGGUCCUAUCAGCCCACUUUGGGAUCCAUGCCUGAAGGACGUCAGUCCCGCAGACCGUCAGUCAGAUUUUCCACAGAGGACGUCAGUGUCUCUACUACAGACAUGAAGCCCAAACCCACCACCCCCACACCAGCACGUCACCGCAACUCAGCCGACUGGUUAGGCCUCAAGACAAAUGAUGAUAAUACAUUUCUAAAGGAUGAGACUAAGACUUCAGCAGAGUCUCCAAAUGCUCCUUCCUCUCCCUUACUGGAGAGAAAGCCCUCGCUGACUGGUAGUAAUACCACAUCUACUGCAAGAAUGCCAGCGGAGACCCAAGCCAAACAAACCAAGCCUGAGGUUUCCACAACCCAGAAGAAAGAAGAGGAAGAUGAUUGGUUAGCCGGAGUACUGAGCAGGAAGAAGACUGUGUCAGCUUCAAACUCUGAGGCACAACAGUCCAAGCAGGAAGAUUUAUUUGAUCAGGGAGAAGAAUUGGAUCUGGAGUCAUUUGUUAGUAAACCAGUCACUUCACGGGCUCCCAGGGGCAGAGAGGAGAAUGUGUCUUCUUUCAGAGAAACUAGCCCUGCUGCUCCCCCCACCCCUGUCGGAGAGGAGACAGCUGAGCAAGAUUACCCUCCUCAGCUAACUGGUCCUAUGCCAGUCUCUGCUUCUAGCAUUAGCCAGCCUCAGUCCAGCAAGGGAGCCAGGGUACGAAGAAGGCCCAAUGAGGCUUCGUAUGAAUUCCUGCAACAGCUGCCAUCGCCCAACCCUAUAUCUACCACACUGCCAGGCACAAAUGAGCUUCCACAACAAAACAAAAUGCCAAACACAUCAACUACUGUCCAGCAACAGGCGACAUUUUCAGCAGACAAUCUGCAGCAGCUGCUCCAACAACAACAGAUGCAGAUGCAGUCUCAGUUGCUGAGUUUCGGGGGGGUAGUGGAUGCAGGGGUCCAGCAGAGACUCAUAGAGCAUCAACCUGGAGGUUAUCCAGCUUUGCAGGUUCGCCUCAUCCAGCUGGAGGGACAGGUGAAGACCCUGCAGCUGGAGCGAGACCAGAGCCAAAUGAUGCUAGAGAGUGUCCAGCAACAGCAUAAACAGGAUAUGGAGCUCAUGGAGAACACACACAAGGCUCGUGUGAAGCUGCUCGAGGAAUCAGCUGCCCAGAGGGAGAUGCGUGCGCGGCAGGACUAUGACGACCUAAUGGAACGCCUGGCCGCGGUAACACGAUCCGCUGAGCAGGAACGCUCAGAGCUGCAGGCCCAGUACCAGCGCAAACUGGCCCAGGCCCAGCAGGAGAGAGACCGUGAGGUGGAGAGACUCAGAGACCUCCAGAGGAAAUCUAUCUCUGAGAUGAAGAAAGACCACGAGGACCAGCUCCAGAGACUCAAGAGGUUGAAAGAUGAAGAGAUUGAUGCAGUUACAAGUGCAACAUCUCAGACCAGGUCUCUCACAGUGGUGAUAGAGCAGAUGGAGCAGUUCUCCUCUCGGCUGGGAGAGCUUUCAUCCCGGGUGGAGAGCACACAUGAACACACGGCGCAUGGCCUGGAGCAGGGAGCACGGCACAGAGACGAGCAGCUUAGAAUUAUGCAGGACCGGUUGGCUCAGCAGCAGAAAGCCAUGGCAGAGGAGAGAACUCACCUCAAGGAAAUCAUUUCCAGGAUGGACACUCAGCUCAAUGAGCAGCAGAGACAGCUCGAGAAGGAACGCUGGAAGGUGACAGGAGAGCAGGCCAAGGCAGAGUCUACACAAAGAGGCCUGGAAGAAGAGAGGCGGUCCCUUACCAUGCAGAUCAGCAUGGAGAGAGAGGAGCUGGAAAGAGCCAAGAGCGCAUUACUGGAGGAGCAAAAGUCAGUGAUGCAGCAUUGUGCAGAGGAGAGGAGGAAGCUGGCAGCUGAGUGGGCCCACUUCCAUGCCCUCGAGAAGCAGAGGCACGAGAGGGCUGAGCGAGAGGUCGGCAGCCUCUUGGAGAAGAGAGAGGGCUCCAUCCUCAGCCUGGCACAAGAACAAGCCGACCUGAAGCUCAGAACUGCAGAGGUAAAACAGAAAGAGAUGUCCGUGGCACAGGAGCGAGAACAUUUGGAAAGACUAAGAGAAGAACUCAACAGAGAGAAAGAUAAAAUAAGCAGCACGGGCCUGAGACUCAAAACACGAGCCCAGGAGGUGGAGGCCUUCAGCAAACUCGCUGCAGACAAGUAUGAGGAAGGAGAACGAGCGUUGCAGGAGGCAAAACGUGUGGAGGCUGACCACGAUGCAAGGCUCAGAAAUAUCCAAACCCAAACAGAGCGGCUGAGGCAGCAAGAACGAAUCCUUCAGGAGAGAAUACGAGUAAAUCAACAACAGAAGACAGAGAGACUUGUGGAGGAGCCUCAUGUCACAUCACUACAACUGAUUCCACCCAUUUUACCAGAUUCAUUGAUGACAAACCCUGAGCUGUCAUCAACCCUGAGUGCCCCCCCUUCCACUUCAUUUGCCAAUACUAAGCCCAUGAUGCUUCAGGCCAGUCUGGCUCUAUGGAAGUACACAGCAGAGAAGGACCGAGAAUACCUCCAGGAGGAGAACAUCUUUCUAGAAAAUUUAAAGAAGAACAGAUCGUCCUUCAACUCAGAUUGGACAAUGCGUACAGGGCAUCUUUAAGAGGAUCAUUGUUACUCUUAAUUAUGUUGAAUACUUGAAUGUGCCAUGACACUUUUUAUACAUUACUUUUUAAAUAAACACGG
Molecule: messenger RNA, 4036 nt
Organism: Paralichthys olivaceus (Japanese flounder)
Lineage: Eukaryota; Metazoa; Chordata; Actinopteri; Pleuronectiformes; Paralichthyidae
Product: fas-binding factor 1 homolog
Biological process (GO): cilium assembly; establishment of epithelial cell polarity
Cellular component (GO): ciliary transition fiber; ciliary basal body; centriole
Source: RefSeq, a predicted model, not a curated record